Messenger RNA from Gekko japonicus, 1867 nucleotides. RefSeq names its product PHD finger protein 11-like. NCBI's taxonomy places the organism in Eukaryota, Metazoa, Chordata, Lepidosauria, Squamata, Gekkonidae. The coding region runs from base 320 to 1183 and encodes 287 amino acids. Gene Ontology annotation, cellular component: nucleus. The transcript has 12 exons. The record is from RefSeq and is a predicted model, not a curated record. Gene Ontology annotation, molecular function: histone deacetylase binding; histone binding.
GGCGAAUCCGACGCCGCCGCGGAGGCUGUUGGGCCUGGCAGGGGAAGAGGCGCUGCAUGAGGAGGAGGAGGAGGAGAAGGACGCCCCCGUUGCUCUCCUGAGGCGCUUCCUCCCGCGGCUGCCCUGCGUAGGAGCCGGCCUUGGACACAGGCUGACAAGACAGCAGUCUGGGAUGCUGGUCUUCAGGCUGAGCGGUCCAAGUCUACACUGUUGAUACUUUUAAAAGUCGUGUCUGCAAGAAGCCUGCAUUAGCUCAUUUACACAAUCAAGCCAAGAGACAGGUGAAAUAACAUAGGAGUUCAGUGGCACCAUAAAGAAAAUGGCGAAGAUGUUAAGAAGACAGUGUGCCUUUUGCCCAGAGGAUGAAGAAUGUUCCAUUAUGUAUAUCGCUGAAGGACAGAAUCUCGCAGUUCAUCAAGAUUGCUUGUUAUAUUCCUCUGGAUUUGUGGAAUCCGAAGAACACAAUCCUGAAAACCUCGACAUAAGGUUUGAUGUGGCCUCGGUUGUGAACGAACUAAAGAGAGGGAGGAGGCUGAUAUGUAAUUUCUGUCGCAAGAGAGGAGCCACCGUUGGGUGUGAGGUGAAAACCUGUCGCAGGAGUUACCAUUAUUUCUGUGCUCUGUGUGAUGACGCUGCCAUAGAAACAGAUGAAGUGCACGGCAUUUAUCGAGUGUUCUGUCCAAAUCAUGACCCAGAUAGGAAGAACAACCUUUAUGAUGAGGACAGUAAAAGGGAAAGGUCGCCCAUUACAGUGCAGUCUUCAUCUGCUAAGAAGAAAAUGAUUGUAAAGGAGAAGAUUGCAGAGGACAGCCUGGAAGCCUUAAGGAAAAAACAGGAGCGGCAGAAAGUCAGGGUAGAGUUUUUGAGGAAAUGCAAGCGGGCCGGGCUUCUCGAUGAAAUCUUCGAAGAGAUGCUGGACACCCUACACCUGGCCCAGGAAAAGCUGAUGGACGACAGCACUCCAGACGCAGUAUACGAAGAGACAGUAAUAUCCCUUUUUGACUGUGGCCUGUUUGAAAAUAUCCUUGCCAGUGCACAUUCCGCAUCUUAUACAGGGACAGAGGAAAAAAUCCAGGAACUACUGGAAACACGGAAAAGACUGGAUACCCAGAUAGAGCUUCUAAAAGAUCUGAAAGUAAUACUGCCUCCUCCGGAAGACACAUCUAGCUGUACCUCCGAGUAACCGACAUUUUUUUGCAGUACAGCUCCUGUCUUUUGUCUCGACUGCAAAAUACACCAGCAGCCUUUUACUGGCUGGCUUUUCAUACCUCUUUUGGUGAUAGCUGCCCUUUCCUGUGACUUGGGAGAGACGGGUUUUUACAGGAAAAACUCAAAAUCAUUUUGUACACCAGCUGCCCUCUCCAGCCUCGUGACUGCUUCUUCCUUCUGUCUACACCCAACCUGACAGGCAACCUGCUCAGUUUACCGCAGGCCGUCUUCUGACCAGUCGUGGAAGACGGCAUUGACCAAUCGCCUUGGCCCUUGAGGUUCUUCACAAAUGGAGCCCCGCCCUCCGCCUCCGCAGUUUGCAAGGGAGACUCUGGCAAACUGCUUGUGCUAACCUUCCGGUACUGCCCUACACUUCGGGACUCACAAACAGGAUUUAAGAGACACGAAUCAUGCUUGUGUGACUGUCCAAAGAGAAUUGGUCAAAUCUUGCACUUUUUACAUGUGUUUUUAUAGAAUGAAGUGUGUAAAAAUUCAAGUGGUCGUAACUGUGAUUGAGGGACAGGACAUUAGUCAGGUAUGGACCCUAGCAAUGACUUGCCCUCAUCCUGUGAAAAUGUGUUACGGAACCCAGAAGUUUACAGAUGUAGACAUUGAUGUAUUAAAGGUUAUUAUGCUCAGAAUCCUUUAAAUACCGAUG